This is a messenger RNA of Gamsiella multidivaricata, 519 nucleotides long. Its product is annotated as peptidyl-prolyl cis-trans isomerase cyp5. Gene Ontology annotation, molecular function: peptidyl-prolyl cis-trans isomerase activity. Bases 1 to 519 code for a protein of 172 amino acids. Gene Ontology annotation, biological process: protein peptidyl-prolyl isomerization. NCBI's taxonomy places the organism in Eukaryota, Fungi, Mortierellomycota, Mortierellomycetes, Mortierellales, Mortierellaceae. The transcript has 5 exons. The record is from RefSeq and is a predicted model, not a curated record.
AUGACCAAGCCCGUUAAAGUCUUCUUUGAUAUCUCCAUCAACGCCAAGCCUGCUGGUCGUUUGACCUUCAAGCUGUUCAACGAGACCGUCCCCAAGACCUCCGAGAACUUCAGGGCUCUAUGCACUGGUGAGAAGGGCAAGUCUGCCCUCUCCGGUAUGCCCCUGACCUACAAGGGAAGCAAGUUCCACCGUAUCAUCCCUGGUUUCAUGGCUCAGGAUUUCACCCGUGGAGAUGGACGUGGAGGCGAAUCCAUUUAUGGAGCCAAGUUUGCCGAUGAGAACUUCAAGAUUGCUCACAAGGGUCCCGUUUUGUCUAUGGCCAAUGCCGGACCCAACACCAAUGGAUCCCAGUUCUUCAUUUGCUUCCAGGAUACUCCCUGGUUGGAUGGAAAGCACACUGUCUUCGGAAAGAUUGAGCAGGGCGAGGAACUCUUGAAGAAGUUGGAGGCUGUCGGAACCCCAAGUGGUGCCCCCACUGCCACCGUUGAGAUUGCUGACUGCGGCGAGAUCCACGAUUAA